CCUCCGAUUGGUUUCUGUCCAGGCCCGGGCGGCCGCCGCCUGCGUGUUGAGGGGCGCGAUGCGCAGCCGGCCUGGGGCGGCGGCUCUGGCCGCGAAAUGUGGGUUUUCAGAACUUUAUUCGUGGCAAAGAGAAAGAAAAGUAAAGACGGAAUUUUGUCUUCAUGAUGGACCUCCUUACGCAAAUGGUGACCCUCACAUUGGACAUGCCUUAAAUAAGAUUCUGAAGGACAUCGCCAAUCGAUACCACAUGAUGCGAGGCUCCAAAAUCCACUUUGUGCCUGGCUGGGACUGUCACGGGCUGCCCAUUGAGAUAAAAGUGUUAUCUGAACUUGGUGAAAAGGCUCAGGAUCUUUCACCUAUGGAAAUUAGACAGAAAGCUAGGUCAUUUGCUAAAGCGGCCAUUGAGAAACAGAAAUCAGCAUUUAUUCGGUGGGGAAUAAUGGCAGAUUGGAAUAAUUGCUACUAUACAUUUGAUGGAAAGUAUGAGGCCAAACAGUUGAGAAUUUUUUACCAGAUGUAUGAUAAGGGUUUGGUGUACCGGUCUUACAAACCUGUGUUCUGGUCUCCGUCGUCAAGGACUGCCUUGGCUGAAGCAGAGCUUGAGUAUAACCCUGAACACUCCAGUCGUUCCGUGUACGUGAAGUUCCCCCUCCGGACGCCUCCCCCGAAGCUGGCGUCUCUCCUCGACAGCUCCGCCCCUGUGAGCGUGCUGGUGUGGACCACGCAGCCAUGGACAGUCCCAGCCAACCAGGCCCUGUGCUACUCGCCGCAGUCAAAGUAUGCUGUUGUGAAGUGUUCUACUUCUGGAGACCACUACGUAGUGGCUGCAGAUAAAGUUGCUGCUCUUGCUUCUACUUUGGACACGACAUUUGAGGCUGUAUCAACAUUUUCAGGUGCGGAUCUGGAAGGUGGCAGUUGUAGUCACCCUUUAAUUCCAGAGAAAGCGUCGCCUCUCUUACCUGCGACUCAUGUGACCAUGGCGAAGGGCACGGGACUGGUCCACACGGCCCCAGCUCACGGCAUGGAGGACUACGGCGUGGCCUCUCAGCACAGCCUGCCUGUGGACUGUUUGGUGGAUGAAGCAGGGGUGUUCACAGCUGCCGCGGGUCCUGAGCUCGAGAGCAAGGCUGUCCUGGAGGCGGGGACCGAGACGGUUAUAAAGAUGCUUCAGAGUGUGAAGAGUCUGUUGAAAGAGGAAAAACUGGUCCACAGCUAUCCCUACGACUGGAGGACCAAGAAGCCAGUCAUCAUUCGUGCCAGCAAGCAGUGGUUUGUGAAGAUCGCAGACAUCAAGCCCACAGCCAAGGAGGCGUUGAAGACCGUGAAGUUUAUUCCUGGGGCGGCUCUGAACGCCAUGGUGGACACGCUGGAGCGGCGGCCAUACUGGUGUAUCUCGAGGCAGAGGGCGUGGGGUGUUCCCAUCCCCGUGUUCCACCACAGGACCAGAGACGAGUGCUUGAUCACCAGCCAGACCGUGGAGCACGUCGCCCAGCUGGUGGAGCAGCACGGCAGCGACGUCUGGUGGACGCUGCCCCCCGAGCAGCUGCUCCCGCAGGACGUCCUGUCCCAGGUUGGCGGUCCCGAUGGCUUGGAGUACCUGCCUGGCCAGGACAUCCUGGACAUCUGGUUCGACAGCGGAACCUCAUGGUCUUGUGUUCUUCCAGGCCCUGACUCCAGAGCAGAUCUGUACCUGGAAGGCAAGGACCAGCUGGGCGGUUGGUUCCAGUCGUCCUUGCUGACGAGCGUCGCGGCGAGGAAGAAGGCCCCAUUUAAGACAGUGUUGGUCCACGGCUUCACCCUCGGAGAGAAGGGGGAGAAGAUGUCCAAGUCCCUCGGCAACGUCAUCGACCCCGACGUCGUCAUCAACGGGGGACCGGAUCAGAGCGCAGAGCCUCCCUACGGGGCGGAUGUCCUCCGCUGGUGGGUGGCCGAGUCCAACGUCUUCACGGAAGUGACCCUCGGGCCGUCGGCGCUGAACGCGGCCAGGGAGGACGUCAGCAAGCUUAGGAACACACUGCGCUUUCUCUUGGGAAACGUGGCUGGCUUCAACCCCGAGACGGACUCCGUGCCUGUGGACGGCAUGUACGUCAUCGACCAGUACAUGCUGCACCUGCUGCAGGGCUUAGCCAGCAAGGUUACUGACGCCUACAAGCAGUAUGAUUUUGGAAAAGUUGUCCGACUGCUCCAGGCGUUUUACACGAGGGAGCUCUCCAACUUUUAUUUCAGCAUCAUCAAGGAUCGGCUGUACUGUGAGAAGGAGGACGACCCCAAGCGCCGCUCCUGCCAGACGGCGCUGGCGCAGAUCCUGGACGUGCUGGUGCGCGCCUUUGCGCCCAUCCUCCCGCACCUGGCCGAGGAAGUCUUCCAGCACCUGCCCUACGGCGCAGAGCCCAGGAGUGUCUUCCGCACUGGCUGGAUCAGUACCAGCUCCAUCUGGAAGAAGCCCGGGCUGGAGGAGGCCGUGGAGAGCGCGUGUGCGAUGCGAGAUUCGUUUCUCGGAAGCAUCCCGGGCAAAAACGCAGCCGAGUAUGAGGUCACCAUCGUGAUCGAGCCCGGCCUGCUCUUUGAGAUCAUAGAGAUGCUGCAGGCCGAGGAGACGUCCAGCUCCUCGCAGCUGAGCGAGCUCAUGAUGGCCUCCCAGUGCACACUGCUCGCCCAGGAGCCCCGGCAGAGGCCCCCAGACGUGACCGAGCUCGGGGGGACCUUCCUCAUCAACUUGGAAGGUGGCGAUAUUCGCGAGGAGUCCGCCUACAAAGUGCUCGUCAUGCCGGCCACCAAGGAGAAGUGCCCUCGCUGCUGGAAGUACACCGCGGAGUCUGCAGACACGCUGUGUCCCCGCUGCGCAGAGGUCGUUGGCGGGGAGUAGCCCGCUGGCGUCCCCUGCUUCCUGCAUUCUGGGCAGUCACCUGCCAACACUGCUGAGAGGUUUGGAUGAGUAUUACAGUGUCACAGAGAAAGCCAAGGUUUAGGUAAGGAGUGGAAGAGAAAAGGUGAAGGAGAAGGGUCAGAAUCAGAAUUAUGGAGCCAGACGAGGAGGUACACAUCUGUAACCGCAGCCUUCAGGAGGCUGAGGCAGGAGGGUGGUGAGUUCAACACCAGUCUUGGCUACAUAAUGAGGCCUUGUCUGUAGGAAAACCAGAACACAUCAGAAUUAUAAAAGCGUUUCCUGUACCUAACGUGUAUAUACAUGUGGAAUAUAUGUGCGGUAUUUAGGUGUAGGUGUCCACCUGUGCGUACCCACAGUGGGUUCAGACCAAAGGCACUGAUGUGCUUCCAGUGGGGCUGAACAGUCUGUUUCAUAGAAGAAUCCAGAGAAUAAAGACUUCUAGCAAG
Chinchilla lanigera (long-tailed chinchilla) is the source of this 3333-nucleotide messenger RNA. RefSeq names its product isoleucyl-tRNA synthetase 2, mitochondrial (gene Iars2). The record is from RefSeq and is a predicted model, not a curated record. Gene Ontology annotation, biological process: isoleucyl-tRNA aminoacylation. NCBI's taxonomy places the organism in Eukaryota, Metazoa, Chordata, Mammalia, Rodentia, Chinchillidae. Gene Ontology annotation, cellular component: cytosol. Gene Ontology annotation, molecular function: tRNA binding; isoleucine-tRNA ligase activity; ATP binding.